Molecule: messenger RNA, 1245 nt
Organism: Didymodactylos carnosus
Lineage: Eukaryota; Metazoa; Rotifera; Eurotatoria; Philodinida; Philodinidae
Source: the annotation of a GenBank genome assembly
AUGGCUGACGAACGACAGUGGGGAGAAUGUGGGACUGAAUAUCUCCGACUUUUACAUAAUGGAGCAAAUGUGCCUUCAGAGCCUGUGUUGAAACCUUUUUUCGAAUUAUCGGCAGCUAUCAAAAAUGCUACUGGAAUGCUUCCGGACAAAUUGAAGCCGACAUUGCACGAAUUAUAUACCUUUUAUGCAACCAACAGUAUGACAAUCAAAGAUAUACUAAGUAGUGCUUGUGCUGUGUUAGCGAAAUCCAUUCUGAAAGAUAUGGAAGUAAUCAAAUGUGGAAUGAAGAAAGAAAAUCAAAGGUUCUCACUCAGAUUGAGCAGUAAAGUGAUCCAAGAGUAUUGGGAACAAUUAGAUAAAUCUAGUUUGAAAGCAGAACUCGGCUUAAGUGCAGUACGUAACACAUUCAUACAAGAAAGCUCGGGGGAUAAACUGCAGGGGUUGAUUAACGAACUGGAAAAACUGGAAACGCAGUUGAAGGAAGAUGGAGGAGUAAUAGAGAAAAUAGAGUUAGAAAUGAACCAAAUCGAAGAGAAAAUUGCAUCCCUCAAAUGCCGAAUAAGUCUUUUGGAAAAGAAUACCACAAAUGAAACCAUGGCAAAAAAUGAAAUGAGACAGGAGUUGACUCAAUUGAAGAUACAAAUACCGGAUUAUGAAAGGGUGCUGCUACAACACCAUAACAUCACGACCAAGCAAACGAGACCAGUACUUUUCGGAUUAUUCAACCGAUCACAAGAUAUUGUUACUGAUAACGGCGAAGCAACCGCAAAAAAAAACCUUGAUGAAUUGAAUGUAAGAAUAAAGAUCUUGGAAACCAGCAUGGGGAACUGGUCUAUUGGAGAAUUGGAAAAGAGUAAAACCGAUGCAGUAAAUGAAGUAGUAGUCCUUGAAGAGCAGCAAAAGGAGUUACAAAAAGAAAACGCACCAGCCGUAAAGAAGCGUAUGGAUUUAUUGGCAAUCAAAGAAAAAGUAUGCAAAAAAAUAGAAGCUGUUUACGAAGCGGCGGGCACUCGUAAUACAGCAAGCAUCAAAGCAAUUGACAAUCUAGCACAGAGUAUGAAAAAAGCGUCAGAUUCUUUGCGUAUGGCUCAUGGAACUAUGAAAGAACAUAUAAAACGCUUAAGCGAGCGACCCGAUUCUUUGAUGUCUUCCAUUUGUAGCGCCUUGAGUAUAAUAGCAAUGGCUGAUGGAUGCCUUGGUACCAGGCAACUCAAUGAAAUUCGUGAGCGAUCGCUUGGAUGCUAA